UGGCGCGGCGGCGCGGUAGUUCGCGCGUCUGGAGUCUGGUAUCGCGGCGUCCGCGUACGCCAGACUCAGUAUCUGGCACCAAUUCUGGCCCUGUCACUUGUGAUCCAUGGUUCUUGUGAAUGCCGAAGAUUUCCAGGCAAUUUCUGUGGAAAGCCUCCCUGACAUCUCUGAUCAAGCACCAUAGAAACAAGAGAUUACCUGAUCAAACCUGUGAGGACUGUGUUCUGACUGCCACGACGGUCAGUACUGACACCAGAAUGACUACCACUCUCAAGUUGUUGAAAUCCGUAGGAAAUCGAGUGUUUUGCAGUCCUUUAGCGUGCAGCGCAGCCCAUAGAGUGGCAUACUGGAAUGUGGGAUGCUGUGCACAGCACAGGGGACAAGAGUCUCCAGAACACAGUAGCCUGUACCAUCCGGCCAGAAAAGUUAAGAACAUUUGUAGUGUUGCCUCUUCCCAGGGGAUCCUGACCACCAGCUGUGCCCUCCUGGGUGUGGACUUUUGCAGGGCUUCUGCCUCUAAGGCCAGCACAGUGAAGCCAGGCUCUCUCAGGGCCAUCAGAACUCAUGAAGAGAGUAUAGAAGUUUAUGAUUCCCUUGAAGACCCCCGAAUUUUCCUACAGCUAAGACCAGAAUAUCAACUUCAUAGCUAUAGCAGAUCUGAGGCUUGUCAGCCUCUGUCUGUUUCAGAAGGUGAACUCAUUUUGCACAAAGUCACAGUUUAUCAAGAUAAUCUCCAGCCUCAAAUCAUUGUAGACUAUUUCUGUAAGCUGAGCUCUCUGCCUGCAGAGCAGCGUCCUGUUUUGCUGUCCAAUACCAGUUUUGCUCUGCUCUGCCAGCUGAGCAUAAAAAAUAUAGAGGUCUUUGCUGCUCCAGAUCUGAUCAGUAUUUUGAAAGCCUUUGUCAGUUUAGGAAUCCCUCACUCCCAUUCAAUGCUAGAUGUUUAUGAAACCAAAUUUUGCCAUAAAGUGUGGGAGAUGAGUCUCGAUCAGCUUCUCUUGGUAGCCGACCUCUGGCGAUAUUUGGGCCGAAGAGUACCUCGGUUUUUAGAGAUUUUUUUUAGUUACCUUAAUUUGCAUUGGAAAGAUUUAUCCUUGUCCCAGUUGAUUCACUUAAUAUAUAUUAUAGGUGAAAAUCGUCAGGUUCCUCAGGACCUAAUGCAGAAACUGGAAUCAUUGGUUCUCAAGUAUAUAGAUUUAAUCAAUUUAGAGGAGGCUGGUACAAUCUGUUUGGGGUUCUUCAAAUCAAGUAGUAGCCUCUCUGAAUUUGUCAUGCGGAAAAUUGGAGAUGUGGCUUGUGCUGACAUGCAACAUCUGAGUAGUUAUGCCUUAGUGAAUAUUCUUAAAAUGUUCCGUUUCACUCAUGUGGAUCACACAGAGUUCAUGAAACGAUUCGGACAGAUUGCUCCUCACCGAAUUUCUUCUCUGGGAGUUCAGGGUGUUAUGCACCUGACCCUUGCCUGCUCGGCCUUACGGUUCCUGCACGAAGGGGUAAUGAAUGCUGUGGCAGCUUCUCUGCCACCCAGAGUAACAUACUGCCGAAGUAAAGAUGUCGCCAAGAUUCUGUGGUCAUUUGGAACUCUGAAUUAUAAGCCGCCCAAUGCAGAAGAGUUUUAUACUAGCCUGAUAAAUGAAAUUCACAGAAAGUUACCUGAAUUCAACCGAUACCCAGAACACCUGCCCACUUGUCUGCUGGGCCUGGCAUUUUCUGAGUGUUUUCCAGUAGAACUAAUUGAUUUUGCUUUGAGUCCAAGGUUUGUCAGGUUAGCUCAGGAGAGAAGUAAGUUUGAACUCAUUAAGGAGUUGUGUACUCUUGAUGGAACAGUUGGCAUUGAGUGUCCAGACUACGGAGGCAGCCGUCUUAGUUCUCAGCUUCAGCAUGAGGGGUCAGAAAUUCUGUGGAAUUUAGCAAGAAAUGAUAUGAACGCAAAGCCUGAAUUCCUCGAAGCGCUCUCUUUACUUGAGACCAUGUUGGGUGGUAGUCAGUAUGUUAAACACCAUAUGAUUUUGCCUCAUACCCGAUCCUCUGACUUAGAGGUCCAGCUUGAUGUUAACAUGAAGCCACUGCCAUUCAACACAGAUACCACACCAACUGAAGAUAUAGCCAAAUUGAGGCUGAAGCACGUGGGAGUUAGCCUUACAGAUAACUUGAUGAAUCAGCUACUAAAAGGGAAAUCAAGAGGACAUUUCCAGGUUGACAAAUUGGGAGCCAUGGAGAUCACUGGCUUCUCCCCCCCAGACUGUGUACAGCACCCGCAAGUGAAACUGGCUAUUCAGUUGACAAACAGGAACCAGUACUGCUAUGGUUCUAGGCAUCUACUUGGACUGCACAAUAUGAAGAGGCGGCAGUUGAAUCGACUAGGAUACCGAGUGGUAGAGUUAGCCUACUGGGAAUGGUUCCCGCUACUGAAACGAACUCGCCUAGAAAAGCUGGCAUACCUCCAUGAGAAAGUGUUCACUUCUGCUCUCUGAAGGGCCUUAUUGCCAAUCAUAAAUGCUAUAGACGUUCACUGUACCAGGUGUUAGGACACAGUUCUAAAAGCCAGAAUGUAGGCUCGGUAACAGAGGAGACUCAGUUGUGCUCUUGUGAGAGCCUGACUGAGGCUUAUGGGUGUUACAGUGAAUUAUAGUUUGGUCCACCAGUACAAGUUGCUCAUUUGUGCAAGUAAAUAAUAAACAUCUUUAAAUAUCCUGUAAUCAAGUCCUUCCUAUCUUUUUUUUUCUUUGUUUAUGGUUUUGUCUCACUGUUACUUUGAACUUUUAGGAUAAUAAUGUAGUUUGACAUUAUCUAAGCCAGUUUUUUAAAAGUGGUUUUCAUAUACUUUGUUUCAAAAUAAGAAUUUUUUAUGACUUCACUUACAUUUCUCCCUCCCCCCCAUGUUUCUAUUGUAACCUCUAAAAUGAAUGUCAUUUCAUUGUUGUUUAAAUUUGGUUAAAUGUCCUUUGUUGCUGCUUAUUCUUUCUUUAAAGA
Messenger RNA from Condylura cristata (star-nosed mole), 2967 nucleotides. It is a transcript of the gene FASTKD5, whose product is annotated as FAST kinase domains 5. The transcript is spliced from 2 exons. Gene Ontology annotation, molecular function: RNA binding. Gene Ontology annotation, cellular component: mitochondrial matrix; ribonucleoprotein granule. The coding region runs from base 120 to 2468 and encodes 782 amino acids. Gene Ontology annotation, biological process: regulation of mitochondrial mRNA stability; mitochondrial RNA processing. NCBI's taxonomy places the organism in Eukaryota, Metazoa, Chordata, Mammalia, Eulipotyphla, Talpidae. The record is from RefSeq and is a predicted model, not a curated record.